AUGGGUCAGCUCGACCGGUGCAAUACCGCAGCCUCACAGAAAAACAACCACAGCGUUUUGUUUCGCCGUGUAAAGUUCCGUAGGCCCCAUUCUUCCAUCCCCGAUCCUAUGCUGUCGCUGGUGUCCAUAGGCGGCGCUGAUUGCUUACCAUCAGGUGAAGUUGAGCGGCUGUUACGCGAGUAUCGCCAGAACCAGGAGUUGGUGCGGAAUAUCGGCGCCCACUACUAUCAGAUCAUUUACCCGGUACAGCUUCGACAUCACGAGAAAAUGGGCAUCUCCACGCGCGAGGUCAACACUCCCAAGGGCAGAGGUUACGACUACCAACAGGGCACAAGGUCGCGCGCUAGGACUGGCAAACACUUUCAUAGGACUUCACUUCUCAUCAAAGCUUUCAACCACAAGUUCCGACUGGACCUUGAGCUUAACACGCAACUGCUAGCGCCCAAUCUGAAACAAACACAGUAUUUAGCAAAUGGUGCCGAGAGCGACAUCAGAACUGAAAUUGAGCACUGCUACUACCACGGCACGGUGAAGGACUACCCAGGGGCGUCAGCAGCAUUCCACACGUGCAACGGAGUGUCAGGGGUCAUUCACAUCGGCAACGAGACGUUUGUUAUCCACCCCUUCUACGGGGGUUGUGAAAUAUUGGUAGAGGUGGAGUAG
Spodoptera exigua (beet armyworm) is the source of this 663-nucleotide messenger RNA. Lineage: Eukaryota; Metazoa; Arthropoda; Insecta; Lepidoptera; Noctuidae. The record is from the annotation of a GenBank genome assembly.